AUGCACGGCGUGAUGAGUCACAAUCGAUGUGUCCAAUGGCUCUACUCCUUGAUCUCAAGCAAAUUUAGACACGUUGUCAAAACUGCGCUUAAGCUUCUAGUUAUUUUUGUAGAAUACACACAAAAGAACUCCCUUCAUCUUAUUGAGGCUAUAAACGCUGUGGAUAGCGCUAAUGGUAGACCGCCUUGGUAUAAUAUUAUGAAGAUUCUUCAAGACUUUGAUGCCUCUGAUACGGAACUGUUGAUUUAUGCCACAACUCUUAUAAACAUUUGUUUAAACAAUAUUCCCGAUAGAGACACUUACUAUGAUCAGGUUGAUGUAUUACAAGAUCAGGGUAUGGAUGAAAUAAUCCAGUUAUAUAUGACAAAACAAGGAACAGAUCUAGAUCUCUUGAGACAACUUCAGGUCUUUGAAGCAGUUCUACUGUAUGAAGAUGGUGAUGAGACAGGAACAGCAUUGAAACAAUUGGAUGAGUCUGUAGUAAGUUCUGUACGGAGACGCAGCCUAAAUUUGAAUUCUUCGGAAAGGAGAAAAUCUAAAAAGCAGCAAUCUAAGGAGAAAGGUAACCAAAAGUACACAUCAGGAUUAAAACAGCGAAUACAGAAUGGUACACUCGGUCAUAGUGUCAAUGCAGUAGAUGCUUUAACAGCAUCACGUCAAAAGCAAGGUGAAACUACUCCAGAAAUCAAAGAUGAUCGUGGAAUUCUGCUCAAUAGAGAGCAUAGCAUUAAGGAUUUAGCACAGAGGUUAAUAAGCCCUGUUUGCACUAUAAACGAAGAAAAACCACUCCGUGUAGCCGAAAUGACAGGAAUAGUAUCGAAAGCCAAAGAAGAAUUAGCGAAGUCACAAUCCAAGGAAGUGAUAAAGAGUCCUAGUAUAGAAAAAUCACCUAAAAUUAGUGAAAUAAAGAUUUCUGAAAACGAUCUCCAAUGGGAAGAAUUAAGACAAGGUUGUCUUAAUAGAGAAUUCCAUUUAUGUGAUCUUGACUUUUCGGAUUUGCGACAUGAUUCAGAUGAUGACAUGAUGUCACCAGUUCUUAACGAUGGCAAUAUACCGCCACCCCCGCCACCUGGGAUGUUCUUACCCUCAGUUUGUAAUCCUCCGCCACCGCCUCCACCUGGGAUGUUCCUACCUACAAUUUGUAAUCUUCGGCCAUUUCCAGAUGUUUACAAUAACGGUCCAAGAAAUAAUAUCCCUGUUCCACCACCAAAACCAUCCCUUUCAUCAGAACUCUCCUAUACCUCUGAUAGCUCAACAAUAAAGAAAAAUAAAAAAACAGUAAAGUUGUUUUGGCGCGAGGUACAGGAAAAUCCAGCCCCAGUCACAAUGAUGUCAAAAAUUGGAGGUUUUAUUUGGGAUGAUCUCCCCGAGGUUACGUUAGAUACCAAAACCCUUGAACAUUUGUUUGAGUCGAGAACUAAUGAUCUUAUCAUAAAGAAACUAAUGGAACCAAAACGUAAUUUGAUUUUGGAUACUAAACGAUCAAACGCAAUAAAUAUAGCCAUGAAAAAGUUGCCAACACCACAGACUAUAAAAGCUGCAAUAAUGAAAAUGGAUGCAACAGUAGUGGGUAGAGAGGGAAUAGAGAAGCUUCUGACAAUGCUACCGACGGAAGACGAAAAAAUUAAAAUUCAGGAAGCACAGUAUGCUAAUCCUGAUUUGCCCCUUGGUAGUGCAGAGCAGUUCCUACUGACAUUAGCUUCUAUAAAUGAGUUGUCAUCUCGCUUAAAACUAUGGGUUUUCAAACUGGAUUUUGAUAAUUCUGAAAUUUAUUCAGCGAGGUGA
Messenger RNA from Chilo suppressalis (striped riceborer), 1785 nucleotides. NCBI's taxonomy places the organism in Eukaryota, Metazoa, Arthropoda, Insecta, Lepidoptera, Crambidae. The record is from the annotation of a GenBank genome assembly.